Molecule: messenger RNA, 7008 nt
Organism: Sparassis crispa
Lineage: Eukaryota; Fungi; Basidiomycota; Agaricomycetes; Polyporales; Sparassidaceae
Exons: 23
Coding region: 1-7008 (2335 amino acids)
Source: RefSeq, a predicted model, not a curated record
AUGGCUAAUCCUGUCCUUCGCCUCGACACCACCUUUCUUGACACCAGCAUAGUAGACAGCAGCACCUCGCAGAGCUUGACGACGCCUGCCGCUCGCAGCCGCGCUCGCAGUCUAUCCCAAGCGGUCCUCCCGUCUUUCCGUAUCUCAACCACCCCGAACACCGACAAACCAUCCUCCGAGGCCUCCAAUGCCUUCAACGUCUCUGUGUCUCAUGCCGUUAACAAAGCUAGGAACGAGUCUCGCAAGCUGCUCGCACACUUGCUAGCACAGCUUCAGAGCAGGCCGGUGCCUCCGUCAGUCCUGGAAGUUCUGACCAAUGGUGGCUGUCAAAAAAGCUUAGCUUCCAACGCACAGUCAUUCAGAGGGGCCGCAAAGUAUCAUGGAGGUGCUAGGGACGUUCAGGUGCUCCCCCGCGUCUCCCACGAUGAUACAGACGGCGAGUGGGAGGACGAUGCGCAGUUCAACACGGAUGUUACACUUGAUCUCAUGAAUCAACUCAAAGACGUCCUGCUUAUUUCUGCGGCUCAGAAAUGGGAUAUCUUCUACGACAGCCCCACAGAUGUCAGCCGCGCUUCAGACAGGUUCUCCGAAGUGUAUUUGCGCAGAAGGAGUCGCCAGGUUACGAAGCGACGGUCCCGAUCCCGGUCUCGGUCUGUCUCGAUGGCCACCGAGGCAGAGGGCGCCGUACAAGCACCACAUUUACUAUCCCAGUGCAUCUCCGUAAUAACCUCACUGAUUACAGAGGAUUGUCGCUUUAGGACGUCCAGCCCCCGGCCGUCAAGACCGCCGAAUGCUUUGCAGUCGGUGACGUUGGACGUGGCACAAUUCCUGAUACACGAACAUCGUCAUGACCCUAAAAUACUUUCUCAAAUCGCAUUCGCAGUUAUCCCAGCAUUUUACAUGUUUAGGCCUUCUUUGCAUACUCGGUUACUCUCUUUCUUCGACGAUGGGGUGAUUGGUCGCGUGCUACACGAUCUGAGACGAAUACAAGGAAGACAAACCAACGAACAAAUGCUGCCUUCAACGGAUAUGCUCGGGGGCGACUUCUUGUCUUCAGUCCAGUCUCCCGUGGUCGCUAUCACAGUCGAUGCGGCAGACGACGUGGUCAUAUCUCCAUCGGAAUCGGGCUGGAGACGCUGGCAAGUAUCUGGAGACGUUGACUGUCAAUCGACCAAUGUGCCUCUCCAAGACAUAGCGGUAUACCAAAUGUCCUCGGUGAUCUCCCCAUUACUCGCGGCCAUCUUGGAGAACGUCGACAUUGUCUCCGAAUCAUUACCGACGGUGCAUCGUUUCCACCGACUGUUGACCAGAAUCGCUGAGUACAAACCGGACGCAUACGAAGACAUCCUCUCAAUCAUCGCGUACCACUCUCCGCGUGCGCGCUAUUUUGCCAUAGGUCUUCUGAUGUCGUACUGGUCGAGGGCUGUGGGCCACCUGGCUGUCAGUAGAUCGUUCCCCAGCAUCACAUACUCGGCAUCACUCGCCAAAGCACUGCAAGGUCCCAACUACACGCGGCAUCUGUCCGAUCACCCAUAUGCACACCAGUUUAUCCCAUGGCGCUUCAAUUCAGAGUCGAUGCGCAAUCUUUUCGGAGGGCCCUCACAUAACGAAUGCCGCUCAUGUUCAGACGCGAUCACUGGGUUCGGACUGUUGUGUCCUUUCUGCAUGUGCGCGGUGCACUUCGAUUGCUAUGACUAUCCCGAAGGCAGCUUCUUCACCGAAUACUUUCCUGCAUUAGAGCCAGAUGCACUAAAGGUCGCCUUCUUCCGCUUUUGCCAUUUACAUCCAUCACGCCGCACGCUCCUUCCUGCGCCGAUCCUGAGGGAGGAGCAUACCUUCCGCCCUGUCAACCUCUUUGGUAUGGCUCUCUGCUUCAUCUGCCGCACCCCUCUCUGGGGAUGUAUGACGCAGGCGAUGCAGUGUCAAUCCUGCAAGCAAUUUGUCCAUGCACAUUGUCUGGAAGCAACGUCGCUGCCCCGGUGUCGUUCUGUUUCUGUCGACGAUACAUAUCUUACCAUAGACUUUUCCGUUCUGCGCCGAUCUUUCACGGAGUUCUACCGGGACAUCUCGUUGGCCCUGACAGAUCCCAGCCGAAGGACGUAUGAAGAGGUCUCUCUUUUCUACGCUAUGCUAUGGAUUCAGUUGGAGUUGUUGAAGAACGGAGUUGUUCUCGGCUCCAUUCUGGUCGUCCCAGAGAACUCGGAAAAGCCGGUGUCUAAUGACAGCCAGUUGGAAGAAUUUGAGCUUCACCAGUUGAUCAAGCGGUGUGAAGAGUACCUGUCUUCUGGCAACCUUUCUGUCUCCAGAUCGUUGACUGAUUUCUUUGUGGAGAAUAACGUGCGAGCAGCGCAGGCGUUCAUCUUCUUCGACUGGAACGCCCUCACGUUCAUAGCGAGUACCAUCAAGAUGCCUCACCAGGUCCCGGGAAUAUCUACAAGUCUUUCCUCAUCCGACUUACUCAGCGUCGGCCAGAUGGAUGUGUUCGAGAGCGAGCCCGAGGAUGGCUCUCCAUAUCCCUUCGAGAUCGCCUCGCUCUCCCAUUUGCGGAACCAGCUAGGAGAUCAGUUCCAGUUAUACUCAGAGGCAGCUGCACGGUUCGCUCUCAUGUAUCUUUCGCACCUCGGCUUCUUCCAGCUCCCGGAUGGGCUGGACGAUUUGUCUCGCGACAUCUCGCAUCCGGAACGGCAACAGUGCGUGUUUCCGCUCCCAUUCGGCUUGGAGGUGUCGGCGGAGGUGGAGACGUUGGCAGCGGCGAUCGAAGCGUGCUUGUCGGACUUCGAUUUGUCUGUGAAUGAAGCGGGUUUCUUGCUCCUCGUGCGGCGGUUCUGUCCUGACGGGCUGAUGACGGACUACGCGUUGCGUAGGCUCGCGAAGGCCGUUGUGCACUGGAUAUUGUCCGAGGACAACAACCUGGCCGUAAUGCUUCGCGACUAUGUUGCCGAGGGGCGCAGCCUUCCUGGGGUUCGUUCAGGUUUAGAUCCACAGCCCUGGCCCUCGUCGUCUGAAUCUCGACCAACGGCGGCGAACUCGGUGAACAAUGGAGGUGAUUAUGUGGCUAGUCGACGCGCACUUUUGCACCGGUACGCUGCACGGUGGUUGCUUGCUCUCCACAAUCAGGAUGUCGACAAGUACACUACAACCAUUUUCGAUUUGCUUGAGGAGCACGCAAAUGAGAGUGAGCCUAGCGAUCUCAUUUUAGCGGCAGAUGACUUCCAGAAGAGGAGGCGACUAGCUGCCACGGACAAUGUUCUGAGAUUGAUCAUGAAGUUGCAUCAAGCAGGCGUGGUUUUUACUUCUUACCAUGAUCUAUUUGGUAGGUGGUUGGAGUUGGCUUCUGAUGUGCGCCACGAUGAAGAGCCCAUCUGGUCAUUAUCCCGCCUUUUCACUCGAGAGAUCGAAUCCAGCCAGCGAUCUGGCUCCAUAGUCGAAAACCGGAUGACCAUCGUGGACCCGUCGACAGUAGCCCCUCUCAACCCUGUGAACGUGCUCAUUGACGUGGCGACCGGGAGUAAAGAAGGAUACCUGCGUACUCUGCACUGGCUGUGUCUGCUUGUACGGGCGGGCGUCGACGUCUCGGUCUCGACAUUCAUGCAGUUAGUGUCGCUCGCGAAACGAUUCGAUGUCACGGUCAAUGAGUGCCUUCUGUUGGUAAAAGCAAUCAUGUGGUCUACGUGGCUUAGGGUAAUGGGGCGUCAAGAUUUGCAGAACGUAGUUGCGGCGCUGCAUGCUCACUUCGCCCCUCAAGUAGUAGCACGCCUUCAAUCAAGGGAUAGGUCGCCCGAAAUGUUUCUUUUCAUCCGACAGUCGCUGGCUACGUGUCUUCUACUUUACGGAUGUGACAGAAGCUAUGUCACCUAUCUCGGGAUGAUUCACAAGGAAGAAACUGAUGGUUUGGCAUCUAGACGAAAAUUACCUCGCGCCUCGAUGUCUGCGGAUCCUAUCAUAGUCAAUGCUGACUUGAUAAGCGCCUUGAAAUUAUACGUUCAGACGGAAAUCCAUGACGUAUCUUGUUUGGUGGCGAAAUUCCUCAACGCCUUUCUCAACGAGGCGGCCUUCGUAGAGUCAUACGAGGUCGACAACUUCAUUCUACGCAAUGGACCUAUGUUAUGCACCUGCAUGUGGCAGUUUUACGCUAUCCAACACCAUGAUAUAUCCACCAUCAGGACAUCUCUUCUCCUGCGCGUUCUCGUCGUCGAUCCGCAGCCUUUUCAAGCCCUUCUUGAGGAGUGGUUCCAGGUAGACAUUUCUUGGGAACUGCGGUUGCAAGCGAUUCUGCGUCUCUUUCGCAUCAUCCUUGACGUGACAAGUCCCGCGUUCAGCGUAGAAGAUCGUCAAUGGAGAUCAACUGUAAUCGACGUGUUCUAUUACUUCUUCUCUUCUCUAUGGAGGGACCCAAGGGAAGAAGUUAGACUCGCCGUAGACACGUGGUCUCAAACGCUCCUUCCAGCUCAUUUCGACGCCAUAACUGCGUGUUGGAACGAGUCCCUGGCUAAAUCUACGAUUUCCGAACGGAUCAAGCUGAUAUCCUUUCUAGAUCAGCUUCGCCCUCAUUUCCCAGACUGGCGAGUUCUAUCUUGGGAAUGCAUCCUUGAGACUCUGUUGGAAAGUGACUUCAUGCAGAGGAAUGGAGACAACGAGGAUGGGCCAGCCGCAGCUCAUUUGUCUAUGUAUGGGUUGAGUUCGAGUUCGAAAUCUCCUGCAUCCUACGCUGUCGACUUGGAUCCUGAAUUAAGUCAUCUGAGAGUAUCACUGCUGUCUCUGUCCAUGCGGAUGGUAUCGGAUGGCGUUUUCAUCGACCUCGUUUCACUACUCAAAAUCAAAGAUCACGUUGCUCGGGUAGUGGGUUUCCAAGAUGUUACUAUAGUGCCGACAGCAAGCGGGCACACUUUUCAUGUCCGCUUCAGUGCCUUGGGCACCAUUGCGGAAUCUGCUGACCCUUGUCUGAACGACCUGAUGAUGAUACUGGACUCGUCAAGGUCCUAUGAUCUACCUCCGUCAGCCAUGGGCGGCCUUUACGCAGAGGAUGAUAGCCCGUGCCAUUUGCUAGUGGGAUCUGUUUUCGUUGACAUACUGCUUGACCUAUUUGUUCAUGCUGAAGCCGUUGGUACACUGUCGCCAAUCACUCUGAAGAACAUGUUAAAGUCGCUCAUUAUCCUGGUACAUAAACAUGACUUCGAUUCGAAACCCUUGAUGCAUCUGCAGGGGAAUUUGCGCAGGGCGGUUCGACAUACGCUGGACCUUUUGUUCAUGAAUCUCAGUUACGAGAUACGACAGCUCGCUCUGUCGGCCUGUCUGGCAUUCAUCAAGAGAUGGCCUACGAUCGUUGGCAAUUUUAUUUGCGAAGCUAUAGAGGCCGCAGUCAGACUCAUGGUGGUUCUUGAUUACGAACGACAUAGCGACGACGUUUUGGUGGAACAAACGAGAGGGUUCCUCGAUACUACACUGACUCUGUACUCUCAGAGUGGCGUAUUCAACGUCUUAUGCAAACGGCAAUUGUUGUCUGAGUUCUUCGAUGUCAUACACUACGUCGUUGUGGCGAACACGAAAGCGAACAUCUCAACAAUACGGGAGGGUCUUCAAGACGAGCUCUUACGCGAUACGUUAACGAAGGCUAUCGAGAACGAGCCAGAUUCAUUCCAACGUGUCAUUGGAAAUAUUGUCUCUUACGUUGAAGUCGUGCACCACUCUGGGUACAGCUCUGACAUGAUGCAGUUUGUAGGACUUCGUCUAACGCAUAUCGUUCGACGUACCGCAGAAUGGUCUGCAGAUGCAUUCGAUCCAAACCCUCUGCUACGUCUCGCGUGCACGCUUGUGCAACACAACAAGGCGCAGAGUAGGGAUCUGCUGAUGUACAUGGAAACACUGCUUCGUGCUGCCCUCGUCCGCUUCCACGUGUCCGCGGAAAGUCUAGCGCGUAUAGUUCUAGCCACCUCGAUGAUUUACCGCAAGGCUGGUUCUAUCACUAACUCUGGAGAUGCGUUGCAAACAAAUCCAAUUGUGUACUCCAUGUCGGAGAUCUUGUCCGAUGGCCUACACGGAAAGGCCCGCAUAUCACCAACAACAUUGACUGCAUUGGUUCAGACUAUGUCGGCGGCUAUGGAUCACGGAGUAGUUAAAGUCGCAAUCUUGUCCGAAGACGCAUUCUUUCGUCUGGCGGAUGAUGGACUUUUCUUCCUGUACAAUGACGGUGUCUCCGAUGGUCUGUCAACUGCGGAUUUCAAUACGUCUCAGGCGGUGGCGAACCUGGUCUUACAAGCGGCGGACGUACGCCCAGCAAUCCUAGGCAGGCUUUUGAGGAUUCAAGCGACUAUACACACGUGGAAUAUGUUGGUUCUGGCUGCACUUGCGAGCGAGAGCCCCUCCUCUGCCUUCCGCAUUUUUGAUUACUUCUCCACGUUCUCGCUUGCGUAUGCACGGUCUCUUUGUUCAUACCAGCAUCCACAGUGGCCCUUAGAUAUAGAUGCACAAGAGAUAGCUCACAGGGACAUCAGCAACGCCUACGCUGCGCUCAAAAUGUGGUUACUCCUGGCUCGAAGGGCAGCUGCGCAGCGCAUUGAGCUAGCUGUGAACUCACGUCGCAACGGUGCAGACGGGGAUGGUAUGCUUGAUGAAGAGAUCCUCGCAACCAGUAUGGUGUGGAACGAACUAUGGCCGCCAUUUGAAAGUGUGAUGAGCGCCUUUGAAGCAGAUGCUCAUGCGGGGAACCAUUCGCCACUGGCAUCCACUAUAUGGGCGUCUGUGGCUGACCUUCUCCUAUUUCUGCGUCAAUCCCGCUCGGUCGCGUUGGAUACGUCGUUGGAGACACGAAUCCUCAACCGUCUACGUACCAUUGUCCGUGGUGAAGCAAAGCUGUCGAGGAUUCUGCGGAGUAUGACUGAGCCUCCGCCCGAUGUCGCAUUUGAUUUCCUCGUGAGACAGGUGACGACAGAAAUCGAGGCGGAAGAGAAGCUGCAGGCAGCUAAACGCCAGAACGCGAUCCCAGAGAGAGGACGAAGGGUUGUUAGCUGA